AUGAUGGCUGGCCACUUCUCGGAAGGUGAGCACCUGCCUGCCGCCCCAUCAAGCUUGUCGCCCGGUUCGUCGCCGACCAUCGGGCAAGGAGAGGAAAGGCGCUGCGCUAGGGGUGGCGGUGGCGGUGGCUGUCGUGACGCCGAGACGCUGGAACCCCUGCUGUUCCGGCUUGCGGGCAGCCCCGGACCCCUUCCGCCGCGUCUGGCGCGUGUCCAAAGGCUCGCCGCGGGUGGUGCGUCGCCCAGUCGUCCUGUCGCCGGUGGCGGCAGGGCGAGUGGCUUCCUCUCCCUGGCGUUUCCACCAGACCGCCGUGCGCGGCCAUGCGGACCUCCCCAAGCCCCUGCCUCACGGCGAGCACGACAUGGCGCUAACAGGGCUUUUGGCGGCGACGGACCUCGACAACCACCCAGAAGAGAGUAG
Molecule: messenger RNA, 420 nt
Organism: Gaeumannomyces tritici R3-111a-1
Lineage: Eukaryota; Fungi; Ascomycota; Sordariomycetes; Magnaporthales; Magnaporthaceae
Exons: 2
Coding region: 1-420 (139 amino acids)
Source: RefSeq, a predicted model, not a curated record